AUGUGGAGAGAUUGUAAAGGGCCACAAAAAUCUGAACCAUCUUCAAUUUUAUAUAUUCGACGUUUUGUAAUUAUUUUAUCAUUUUUCAUAUUAUUGGGAUCCGUUAUAGUAUUAGUUUUAAAAAUAUCUAAGGAGCAGCCUAAUAUUAGUACUACAUUUAUAUCUGUAGAUAACUUACCCGCCCCAGGUACAAUAAAAUUAACUCAAGUUAAAAUGACCUUAUCAGGACUGCUUUCAAAGUUCAUGUUUAUCACUGCCUCUGCAUCUAAUAGUCCAAAAUUUCACUUCGAAGUUUAUAUGAAACUUGGGCACAUGACAAAUAGAAACUUUUCUAACAAAGUGACUCUUCAGAAUUAUAAUUUACAUAGUUCUGAAGAAUCAAAUGAUAGAUGCUGGGCAGUGACCAUAACAAACUAUGAUGGAACAGAUAAUUGUAAUAAUUAUGUUACGCAACCAGAAAAAAUUGAUGAUGACAAUUACCCUUUUACUGGUUAUUUUUAUCCAAAUAAAAGCAUAAUAUUGCAUAAAUAUGAAGAUGAAAAGGGGCCAUAUUUUGUUUUUCUUGAUAUUAGAAUCGUGGAUUCUAAUUUCCCUAAAAUUAUUAAUGAUUCUACUCAAAUAUCAUCAUUUAGGAUGAUAGCAUACGAUUCAGAAAAUGACUACAAUAUACAGAAUAAACAAUUUGAUUCUGCAUCUCAUCAAAUAACUCCGUUUGAGCAAUCACUUUACUAUAUGAAUAAAUAUACUUUGACAAAACCUGUUCCAAUGAGUCCUUCGAAUACAAAUAAUAUAACAUUACGUGUUAGUCCAAGUAGCAUUAUUGUAAGAGAAGAAAAAGAACAAAGACUUUGGGGAGUUGUACAUUCUGGAUGUUGUGGAUUAAGAAAAUUUAAAGAGAAAACUAAAGAUGAAAUUGAUAAGGAUCUAGAACAAGUGAUAAAAAUUUAUAAAAAUAAUUCGAAUAAUCAAGAUUUUCAAGCAAGUAACCAAGAUUUGCCAGAAAGUGGUCAAGAUUAUCAAGAUUUACGAUUAAUUACAACUAGAAUUGAAGAAUUGGAAAGAUUUAGAUGUUUUAUUGAAAUGAAUGUUAUUAAGACUAAACCAUGGAAAGGUUGA
Messenger RNA from Racocetra persica, 1116 nucleotides. Lineage: Eukaryota; Fungi; Glomeromycota; Glomeromycetes; Diversisporales; Gigasporaceae. The record is from the annotation of a GenBank genome assembly.